This is a messenger RNA of Rhododendron vialii, 1866 nucleotides long. RefSeq names its product benzaldehyde dehydrogenase, mitochondrial-like. The transcript has 11 exons. The record is from RefSeq and is a predicted model, not a curated record. Gene Ontology annotation, molecular function: aldehyde dehydrogenase (NAD+) activity. Lineage: Eukaryota; Viridiplantae; Streptophyta; Magnoliopsida; Ericales; Ericaceae. The coding region runs from base 79 to 1698 and encodes 539 amino acids.
ACUACUCCUAUAUAAAGUACAGUAUAAACAUAGGAAGAGAGUUUAAAGCUCUACGGAGUGAAGCAAGAAGUUUCAGAAAUGGCGGCUUUGAGGCUUCUCUCUCGCUCCUUACGCUCUUCUUCUUCUUCUUCUUCUUCAUCUCUUCCUCUACUUUCUCGAGGUAAGAACUCUUACCUUGGCAGAGGAGGCUGGAAAUAUAGCACUGCUGCUGCUAUUGAGGAGCCAAUCAAGCCAUCCCUGACAAUAGACCACACUCAGCUCCUUAUCAAUGGAAAAUUUGUAGAUGCAGCAUCUGGGAAAACAUUUUCGACUUUGGAUCCUAGGACAGGGGAGGUGAUUGCUGACGUUGCUGAAGGUGAUGCAGAAGACAUCAACAAAGCAGUCUCUGCAGCUCGCAAGGCCUUUGAUGAAGGACCAUGGCCCAAAAUGACUGCUUAUGAAAGAUCUCGGAUAUUGUUGCGCUUUGCUGAUUUGGUUGAAAAGCAUAAUGAUGAAAUUGCAGCACUUGAGACUUGGGAUAAUGGGAAGCCAUAUGAACAGUCUGCCACCAUUGAAGUACCAAUGUUUGUACGCCUCUUUCGGUAUUAUGCUGGUUGGGCAGAUAAAAUUCACGGUCUCACAGUUCCUGCUGAUGGACCAUAUCACGUGCAAACGCUGCGUGAACCAAUUGGCGUUGCUGGACAGAUUAUCCCCUGGAAUUUUCCUCUUCUCAUGUUUGCUUGGAAAGUUGGACCUGCAUUAGCAUGUGGUAACACUGUUGUUCUAAAAACAGCAGAACAGACCCCAUUGUCUGCUCUCUACGUUUCAAAACUAAUGCACGAGGCUGGCCUUCCUCCAGGUGUUCUGAACGUGGUUUCUGGUUUCGGUCCCACUGCUGGUGCAUCUCUAGCCAGUCAUAUGGAUGUUGACAAGAUCGCUUUCACUGGAUCAACAGCAACCGGAAAAAUUAUACUCCAAUUGGCAGCUACAAGCAAUCUUAAGAAAACGACUUUGGAGCUCGGCGGGAAAUCUCCCUUCAUUGUAUGUGAGGAUGCGGAUGUGGAUCAGGCUGUCGAACUGGCUCACUUUGCUCUAUUCUUUAACCAGGGACAAUGCUGCUGUGCUGGCUCUCGCACAUACGUACAUGAGCGUGUAUAUGAUGAGUUUUUAGAGAAAGCCAAGGCACGUGCUAUUCAACGUUCUGUUGGUGAUCCUUUUAAGGGUGGAAUUGAACAAGGGCCUCAGAUUGAUUCAGAGCAAUUUGAAAAGAUUCUGAGGUGUAUAAGAGCUGGUAUCGAUGGCGGAGCUACCCUCGAAACUGGAGGGGGGAGAUUUGGCACAAAAGGUUACUAUAUUAAGCCCACUGUGUUCUCAAAUGUUCAGGAUGACAUGUUGAUAGCAAAGGAAGAAAUCUUUGGUCCAGUGCAGUCUAUCUUGAAAUACAAGGAUCUCGGUGAAGUUAUACGAAGAGCGAAUGCCUCUCGCUACGGACUGGCUGCUGGAGUCUUUACCCAAAACAUCGACACUGCCAACACUUUGACACGGGCAUUGAGAGUUGGGACGGUGUGGGUUAAUUGCUUUGACAUAUUUGAUGCAGCGAUUCCCUUUGGCGGGUAUAAGAUGAGUGGACAGGGCAGAGAGAAGGGUGUCUACAGUCUUGACAACUACUUGCAAGUGAAGGCUGUCGUUACACCAUUGAAGAAUCCAGCAUGGCUAUAACCUUCGUGUUCUGUGCUUCAAAAAUAAAGAGAUCGCUUCCAAAUCCGAGAUGGUUUUUUUUGUUUGUCCGAUUUGCAUGAUGGGGUUGAUGAUGAUGAUCAAAUUCUUGCUUUCACGAUAAAACUGGAUCAUUUGGUAUAAUUGCAACUUUGUUUCCAAUUUUUCCAA